This is a messenger RNA of Pungitius pungitius (ninespine stickleback), 6192 nucleotides long. RefSeq names its product REV1 DNA directed polymerase (gene rev1). Gene Ontology annotation, biological process: error-prone translesion synthesis; error-free translesion synthesis. The transcript has 22 exons. Gene Ontology annotation, molecular function: DNA-directed DNA polymerase activity; damaged DNA binding; deoxycytidyl transferase activity. Bases 334 to 4512 code for a protein of 1392 amino acids. The record is from RefSeq and is a predicted model, not a curated record. Gene Ontology annotation, cellular component: nucleus. NCBI's taxonomy places the organism in Eukaryota, Metazoa, Chordata, Actinopteri, Perciformes, Gasterosteidae.
GGAAAGGGUAACGCGAAGACUACCAGGCGGCAGAAAUGGAGAGCAGACGGAUAGGGAGGAAGAACAAAAAUGUUGGGGAGACAUGGCGUGGCACCGAGACCAAAUAGGAGGAUCUCAGUCCACCAACCGGAGCCCUCUGAGGAACGAAGUCCCGGUGGAGGCGUCGAGCUAACGGUGGCCGUCCGGAGGAUUCUCAUUUCGCUUCGCUGUGGUCUCGGCUCGUAACCAGGAACGCGCUCAACGCUCGCGGUUGGUCACUAUCUGCAGGGGACAAGUCAGCGGCGAACCACCCGGUGUCUUGACAGCAGAAGAUAAAUAAAAAGGGAGCUCAGUAUGAGUCGACAUGGGUGGGAAAAGAAGAGAGCCAAUGCCAGCGGUGACAAUGGUUGGGCUGAACAGGGAGGCUACAUGGCUGCCAAAGUGUCUAAGCUGGAGGAGCAGUUUAAACGUGAUGCUCCCAGAGAGAAACAGAAGGACGGAUCCUACUCUGACAUUUUUAGUGGAGUGUCUAUCUAUGUCAAUGGAUACACAGAGCCAAGUGCAGAUGAGCUACGCAGAUUGAUGAUGCUGCAUGGUGGCCACUUCCAUGUGUACUACUCUCGCUCCAAGACUACCCACAUCAUCGCCAAUAACUUGCCCAACAGCAAAAUUCAGGAGCUCAAAGGGGAGAAGAUCAUCAGGCCACAGUGGAUCACUGACAGUGUCAAGGCUGGACAUCUCCUGCCUCACCUGCAGUACCAGCUUUACACUAAACAGAACGGCCCACUCUUCCCCGGCGCUAGUCUCCGCCAGAAGUCUGACAUUGCCGGGCCGAGCCAUGGGCAGCUUCAGCAGAGCAUCCAUCAAAGACUUACUCUGCCCCAGCACAGCGUCCGGCACUCGGUACUCAACUGCAAGGAGUCCACAUCCAGCUGCCAGAAUAACUCCAUCCCGAACUCCAGCCACAGCCCCCAUCGCCAAGGCAACGACCAACCUCAGUUCGUCCAGCAAAGCUCUGCUGUUGGCUUCAUUAAACACCGGCCAAGUCACAUACCGUCAGCUUUCCUCAAUGCAGAUCCCAAACACAGGAGCCUGCACUCUGACCCAGGGCCCACAAAGCCCCAGCUGUCUGCUCUUCAAACACCUCCCACUGACCUCCAGCACCAGAGAGCUAGCCAACCACAACCUCAGAGCAACUCUUUCUGCAACGCUGCCCGCAGUGGCCACAAGGAAGUUGAUUUAAAAAUAAACGGAAUACUUGAGACCUCAUUGGAAUUGAUCAGCCAUUCAAAAGCGAAUGAAAUGCACAAGUGUGGCAAAGGAGAUCCUUUCCCGCCAGUGGCGAAGGAAGCCCAUCUGACAAAUGGACACACUCGCCGUGUUAAUGGUGCCUUAAAGCCAGAAGACCGGUCGCCUGUAACUGACAAACCUUCUGUAGAGAAGGAACUGCGUCAAUGUGAAGUCAGGAGUCCCGACGAUAAACCUCAGAGUCCCCCAGAACAGUUUCAGACCAAACCGGACCCGUACGAGUUCCCCCACAGUCCCCCGAAGCAAUCAGACCCGGCUCCCGUCUUUCCGAAACCGUCCAACGCACAUGUAGCCAACGGGCAGAGGCCCAAACCUUCCCCGCCCACCUACCACGAGGCCGCUGGUACAGGAAGCCAGCCCCAUCAACCCCAUCCAGUCGGUUCGGAUCCCGACCAGACUCCUCUUUCGCCUGCACCCUGCGCCCUUUCACACAGUCCCAUUAGACUGAACGGAAGUCACCACAAUGCCUUUUCAUCCGACCCCGCUUCAUUUGACACAACCAGCGCGUCAGCCAAACCAUCUCCUCCCGUGGAAAAGGCGUCGUCGGCAUCUAAGUCGUCAGCACAGCUGCUGGCUCAGACCGGCAGUCUGAUCUCCGAGUACUACUCCCACUCACGUUUGCAUCAGAUCUCCACGUGGAGGUCCUGCUUCUCGGAGUACGUCAAUGCGCUGCACGGCAAGCGGAGUGCGGUCGGGGGGGGCUCCUUUCCUGGGAAAGAGAGGCUGAGGAAAUCUGUGGCCCCGCAUUCCGCAGACAGUCGAGGCACGUCAUCGCCUGCUAGUGUCAAAUCCUGUGUUCUCCAUGUGGACAUGGACUGUUUCUUUGUGUCCGUUGGGAUCCGAUACAGACCCGAGCUCAAAGGGAAGCCUGUGGCUGUGACCAGUAACCGUGGACACGAGAGCGUGCCCCUGAGGCCUGGAGCCCGACCUCAGCUGGAGCUGCAGUACUACCAGAGGAAAUGCACUCACCCAAACCCUGAUGAGGAUCUCCACAGAUCUCCUCCACAAGAGAGUCCUGAGCGCCAUGCUAACGGAGUGGAGCAAGACGCAGCCACUCUCUCAAUGGCGGAGAUUGCAUCGUGCAGUUAUGAAGCCAGGAAGGCGGGUGUGAAGAACGGGAUGUUUUUUGGCAAAGCUAAACAGCUGUGUCCCUCUCUGCAGUCCGUCCCGUAUGAUUUUGAGGCUUACAAAGAGGUGGCCAUCACCAUGUACGAGACUCUGGCAGGUUACACCCACGACAUCGAAGCUCUGAGCUGCGACGAAGUGUUGAUAGACGGUUCGGCUCUGCUUGCUGAGUUGAGCAUCAACCCAGAAGAUCUGGCCAGUGUGAUCAGAGCAGAGAUCAAGCAUAAAACGGGAUGCUGUGCUUCAGUGGGCAUGGGGUCCAACAUCCUGUUGGCUCGCCUUGCCACCCGUAAGGCCAAGCCAGACGGGCAAUACCUCCUAAAGUCUGAAGAGGUGGAUGAUUUUAUCAGGGACCUGCCAGUGACCAGCCUUCCAGGCGUCGGGCCUGUUAUGGGCAGAAAACUUGCUGUUAUGGGUGUGAGGUCAUGCGGUGACCUCCAACAGGUGUCUCUGUCUCAGCUGCAAAAGAAGUUCGGCGCCCGGACCGGACAGACCUUGUUCCGCUUCUGCCGCGGCCUGGACGACCGCCCCGUCCGCUACGAAAAGGAAAGGAAGUCCGUCUCAGCUGAGAUGAACUACAACAUUCGCUUCACUGAGGUUGAUGAGGCUGAGUCUUUCCUGACUAACCUGUCCAUGGAGGUGCAAAAGCGUUUACAAGAAGCGGGGCUGCGGGGUCGCAGAGUUACCCUCAAGGUCAUGGUUCGCAAGGUCGGAGCGCCACUGGAGUCGGCCAAAUACGGGGGUCAUGGCAUAUGUGAUAACCUCGCCAAGACUGUGAUGCUCGCUCAGUCCACCGACAGCGGUCGGCUGAUCGCCACUGCUGUCAUCAAGCUGUUCCACGCCAUGAAGUUGCAGGUCGAGGACGUGAGAGGAGUCGGCAUCCAGGUUCAGCUCCUCGAUGGACAUCCGUCCGUCACGCCGAACUCUGCAGGCCCCGGGACACGCUCCGUCAAAGAGAUGCUGCUCGGCCGGGGAUUAUGUGCGAGAUCCAGCGAAAGCGGCCCUUCAGCUGUCCCCUCGGCACGUCCUCUGUCCUCCCCCGAGCCGGUCCCAGGUACGAGCAGAGACCUGCAGCCGUGCAGGCAGACUCCAAAACAUUCCCGAGCACGUCUCAACUUCAGUAUCGAGGUGCCCUCCCCCUCACAGGUGGAUCGCUCUGUGUUGGAGGCGUUGCCCGCCGAGCUGAGGGAACAAGUGGAGCGGUCGUGGAGGGAUCGUGACGGGAGAACGAGUAACCAUCAGUUUCCCGGUGCACGGCCCUCUGCUCCUCUUCCUCAGGCUCCCUCUUCUAAGUCUCUUCCCACCUCGCCUCUUUCUCCUCCUACGCCAGGUGGUGCACCAUACGCUCCACCUGCGGGCACGCUCGUUCUGCAGAUCCCAAACCAGCCAGACAGUCUGGGAAUUGUACUGGAGCUUCCAAACUUCUCGCAGGUUGAUCCGGACGUAUUUGCUGCCCUUCCCAAAGAGCUUCAAGCCGAACUGAAGUCUGCCUACAACCGUGUAACAAAUGUCCAGCCUCAGGGGAACAUAUCAGGGGAGCAGACGAAUCCAUUGUUGCAGCUGAAACAGCCGGCAGUCGGUAUUGGUCGAGUGAAGCGACGCUACAAGAGAAAAAAUGCAGUGAGCCCUGUUAAAAAAGGUCCUUCGCCUGUGAAGAGGCAUCACACGAUCAACAGUCCGAGAAAAGCGCUACAACCUCCUAUGAAAUCACGAGAACCGAUAAACGCGUUAAAGACUGAAAACGGUCCCUGUACAUCGACCUCAAUACCAGAAGUCCCACAGACCUGUUCCAAAUUCAUCCCUCGUCCCGCUCCAGUGUUGGCCGGAGCCUAUGACCUGACAGACAUUAAAACACUCCUUCGGGAAUGGGUCACCACCAUAACAGAACCAAUGGAGGAGGACAUCCUGCAGGUGUUGCAAUACUGCACUGAUCUCAUUGAGGAUAAAGAUCUGGAGAAGUUGGAUUUAAUUAUAAAAUAUAUGAAAAGGCUCAUGCAGAGGGCGGUCGAGUCGGUUUGGAGUAUGGCCUUCGACUUCAUCCUCGACAACGUGCAGGUGGUGGUGCAGCAGACUUACGGCAGCACUCUGAAGGUAGCGUGAGGGAGGACGGAGUACUGCCUUCACUGCGUGCUACCACCACUCUUGUUUUGCCACUUUCACAAGGUCAUCUGCAGUACAAAGUAUGACCUCUAAAUGAUGAUUCUCCUCCUUUGAAACGUAAGGUUCUCGGUGGCCUCCUGAGAAUGAGACGCACAUUGACAACUUCACACACAAUAUGAGAAAGUGUUAAACAAGCCACGACAGUAUUUUAAUUUGUACAGUUCACUAUUUCCCCUACUUGCUCUUUUAAAGGGACAAGUAAAAAAACUCAAAGGCAGUAAAUGAAUCGACUCACCAAAACUCGGGAUAAUUGUAGCUUUUUGCAAAAUCAUAAUUGUAAUUCUUUUCAAAAUAAAUGUGAAAUUUUAUAUAAGAUUUUUACAGGCAGUGCUGAACUUUCUUAAACAAGACCUACCUUUUACAAGAUUUCAAAUCCCUAUCUUGUGUGUGUUUCCUCUGACAGCAGUUGAGUCCUAUGUGGACCUAUGGUUUGAAUAAUGUUACAGUAGCACAUACGGAGAUAUUUGUUUUCACUCGUACAGUUGAGUCAGUCUAGGUUUCAAAGAAUCACUGGCUGAUAAACAAUCAUCAUGUUUAAAGCACCUUUUUAGAAGUAUUACAAUUAGGUAGUGCUGUAGCACUCCUAAGACAUUAGACUUUAUCAUACAAGAAAUUGUAUCAACAGAAUAUAUAAUUUUUCAUUAAUUUUUCUUUGAAGGUCUACGCCACUAACCAUUUUAAAUAUGGUCUGCUGCAUUCAGCAGUAUCUUUAUUUUUCUGGUCUCUUGCAAAGAAAAGUGCCAAACCUUGUUAAUAAUGUUUUUAAAAGACAAAUUUGAAAAGAAGAUGUAAGUGGAGGGUGUACUUCUUGUAUUGUUUACACGUAGUGAAUUCUUAGUAACCGUCUUAAAUUGUAAAAUCUUCUCGCGCUGUAAUUGUUUGUAGGUGUUCCAACACGGAAAUGUGAAGCCGGCCAAAGCUCUUCAUGUGAGGUUCACUGUUGAUUCUCAGUAGCACUCUGACUUUGAUGUGGACAGGGGUUAUGGCAAUCAAUGAGUAGCCUAUGCAGUUGUUUUUUCACAAGCAAGUGAGAGGUCUCUUCAAGAUAAUGUAACAUUUCAUACAGCCUUUGUACCUGGAGUAAAUCUUUUUCUAGUGUGUUUACCCAUUUUACAGACCUGAAUAUUUCAAUAAUUCUGGAUUUGUAGAGGACUAGGUGACCGUAUUUUAUAACUCAACGUAUGUACGUGUGUACUUUAAACAAUGGGGAUAUUUUUACUUCUUAUGACUCUUAUCAUUGUAUUUCUGUCAAGUUAACUCUCAUGAUUGGUGAUAAGUAGCACUCAGCAGAUGCGGCUGGCUGGCUGGCUUGUGAUCUCCCCAACCAAGGCAUGGUGUGUGCGGUGGAAAAGUUUGUUUAAAGCAGUUUCCCCUAUAUGCAAACCAAAAUCAAUCAUUAUGGUCAUCAGUCAUUGUUUUCAACUUAUUGAAAUGAAUGUAAUUCAAAAUGGGCAAGUCUACAUUCACUUCGAAGAUGUUUGCUUCUCUUCACAUGUUCUAUCGCUCUAGAAGUUAAAAUUAGCCAGUCUUGUCUUUUAUAAACUGGCUUGUGCCUGAAGACCCGAAGCUGUGAACUUGUUUGUAAGUUUUCUAAAUCUUGGUAAUAAACCGUAAACUAUG